Paramacrobiotus metropolitanus is the source of this 801-nucleotide messenger RNA. Its product is annotated as allatostatin-A receptor-like. Gene Ontology annotation, biological process: G protein-coupled receptor signaling pathway. Bases 1 to 801 code for a protein of 266 amino acids. Gene Ontology annotation, molecular function: G protein-coupled receptor activity. Gene Ontology annotation, cellular component: membrane. The record is from RefSeq and is a predicted model, not a curated record. NCBI's taxonomy places the organism in Eukaryota, Metazoa, Tardigrada, Eutardigrada, Parachela, Macrobiotidae. The transcript has 2 exons.
AUGAAUACAAGCCUGUUUGAUUUCCCACAGAAUAAUCUAUCUUGGGAACCCGCGUUCGCCAAUACCAGCAACCCGGCAACAUGGACAUUCGGCCCCGCCGGGCGGUUGACCAUCGGGCUUCUUCAGCUCCUCUUCAACGCCUCCAUGCUCCUAGUAUUUGUCAUAAAACCGCACCUUCGAACCUCCUUCACAAUUUACAUCAUUUUCCUGUUAACCGCCAAUCUGACAUACACUCUGUGCGAGUAUCCUCUCGAAAUCAUCCGCCAACUGUACCCCCACUGGCCGCUCUCCCGCAGCGCCUGCACCUUCUAUCUCUACCAGAUCUGGAUCGUCUGUCCGCUGACGAUGCACAUGCACGUCCUGAUCACCCUGAACCGGGUGUGGGCCAUCGCCCUGCCCGUCUCCUACCGCAACCGCCACAGUAAGGCGAGCGCGUGCGGGAUGUGCGGGCUGAUUGUGCUUUACAUACAUAUCUUGGCGGUGCCGUUGUGGCUACGGGAUGAGCUGUAUUUUCGCGUGGAUAACAGCGAGUGUUCGUUGAACACCCACCGGCAACCGUGGUAUUCGACGGCGGUGGCCAUUGUCACACAGGUCUUGCCGAUUCUGUAUGUGGUUGGAGCGUAUCCGUUCUUGCUGGUCAAGCAGCUGCAGCGGCGGAAAAGCCGCGAGACGAAGGUGGUGGAUGUGUUGACGCGAAAUCGACAGAGUAUCCAUAUUUCCGAUCCCCAGCAAACGGCGCAUCAUCUCGUUAUUGUCAUGCUGCAUUUUGCAACAAUCUGGUAUAGAUAUCGAGAUGCGUAG